Messenger RNA from Exophiala mesophila, 4341 nucleotides. RefSeq lists its product as hypothetical. Lineage: Eukaryota; Fungi; Ascomycota; Eurotiomycetes; Chaetothyriales; Herpotrichiellaceae. The record is from RefSeq and is a predicted model, not a curated record. Gene Ontology annotation, biological process: carbohydrate metabolic process. Bases 899 to 3904 code for a protein of 1001 amino acids. Gene Ontology annotation, molecular function: hydrolase activity, hydrolyzing O-glycosyl compounds; carbohydrate binding. The transcript is spliced from 2 exons.
CUGACUGAUCGACAUUUCAACACAACCUGACGCCAGAAACAUACGAAUAUGGAUCUCUCCAGGAUGAGUGUGACACUACGACUGAGCCAGCGUCCAAGCUUUCACCAUGUCCCACCACCACCCUCAUCAUCAUUCGCUUUGAUGGCUCUCUCUCAUCUCCUAGCCCUCAAUACUAAGUCCCCGCUGAUUGCAGACGAAUAGGGCUCGUCUUGAUGCCAUAUUCGAGAUGGCUCCAUCUCUAUGAGAUACACGGUUUGGUCAUGCCCGGAGAAUUCCAAGAACGCCUUUCCACUGACGUCGUCCUGCAGCUUCAAACCUUCACGAACCCUUCUCGAUGCCUUUGCCAGGAUCCUUCCCCGCAAUUGCGACCACCCCAAGGUCAACCCUUGUAUAGGGUUUGUCCCACGAGCCAUACAGCCUAGACAAUCUGGAAGCUCUCAUUGAGCAUCACUGGCCGGGCUUCUCUUCAAAUCCAGCAGCGACGUUGCAAUGACCAUGUCUGCUACCUACUUGGAUUGCUAAGCGAGCGCUUUCCAUCGAUGAGGUUCAUUCACCAUGGACCAUCCUCACCUAGGUCGGACUUGGCUGCCUCCAUCAGUGAUCAGCACCUUUUGCGUUGCAUUGUUCCUCUUUUCAGGCUUAUUCCUCCUCCAGAACCUGACUUCGUCAUCAUGGUAAGUCAUACUUCUACCCUCCGUAUCUCAAAUAUAAAUACAACCUUCGAUCCCGUGGUACCGCACACUGACACAGGUUGCACGAUUCAUUGCCGGCUGGCUCUCAUUUCCCAUGACGCCUACUUCAGUUGUGUUUUUGGUCUCUUCCUGACUUCGUCUACAGGAGUCUUAAGCCACCACCACUCCAGCCUGACCCGCAGACUUGCGAUAUAUCUUCCGCCAAUAUGAUUUCCACUUCUGUUUUGGCCACUCUCCUUCUCACCACGUGCCUGUCUGUGGCACAGCCGACCGCAUCGAAUGCCUCUCAAACCUCGACCGUCGCCACUGCUUCUUCACAAUUCACUGUACCCGCUGAGGCAGACGAGGGAGCCACGUUACUGCCAAACAUCCAAGAUCCAGAUGCACCUGAUGCACAGACCCAAUGUCCAGGCUACCAGGCAAGCAAUGUCCAGAUCUCUGGGACUGGAUUGACUGCCUCUCUCACCCUCGGAGGAUCGCCUUGCAAUGUGUAUGGCACUGACAUCGAGGAUCUCGUCCUCACUGUCGACUAUCAAACCACUUCACGCCUACACGUCAAUAUUCAUCCUGCAAACAUCACUCCUCAGAACGAGAGCUGGUACAUCCUUCCUACCGAGUAUACACCCGAAGGGGUCCGAGGUAACGGCACGGAGAAUAGUAGCGACCUGACUUUCUCCUGGUCCAAUUCUGCAGAGACAGGCUUCACCUUCAACGUCACUCGCAACAGUACUGGCCAGGUCAUCUUCUCCACCACUGGCUCGAAACUCGUCUUUGAAAACCAAUUCAUCGAGUUUGUCACUGCACAGGACCAGAAUUAUAAUAUUUACGGUCUAGGAGAAGUUAUCCAUGGCUUGAGAUUGGGUGAUAAUCUGACUCGAACAAUCUAUGCUGCUGAUGUGGGUGAUCCGAUUGAUAAAAAUCUCUAUGGGAGCCAUCCAUUCUACCUCCAGACUUCAUACUAUGAGAUUGGAGAUGGCAACACGGCGACUUUAGUCACCGAAAAUUCUGAUGACUUGGACCCGUCCAAAACCUAUACCUCAUACACCCAUGGUGCGUACUUGCGAAAUGCUCAUGGUCAAGAAGUCCUCCUGCGAGAUGCGAAUGUGACCUGGAGAACGCUGGGUGGUAGCAUCGACCUUUACUUCUUUUCAGGCCCGACACAGCCUGAAGUCACUCGUCAAUAUCUGCAAGUCAUUGGCCAGCCAGUCCUCCAACCAUACUGGGGCUUCGGUUUCCACCAAUGUCGCUGGGGCUAUCAGAACUGGUCCGUUACAGAAGAGGUGGUCAACAAAUACGAACAGUUUGGCAUUCCUUUGGAAACCAUCUGGAACGACAUCGACUAUAUGAAUCAGUACCGAGAUUUCGACAAUGAUGAUACUCGCUUUGGCUAUUCCGAAGGUCGCGAAUUCCUCCAGCGGCUUCACGAUGGAGGACGUCACUACAUCCCUAUAAUUGACAGUGCCAUCUACGUACCCAACCCCGAAAACUCAUCUGACGCUUAUUCCACGUUUGACAAUGGAAACAAGUCGAGUUCAUUUCUGCUGAAUCCGGAUGGAUCGCUCUACAUCGGAUCAGUGUGGCCAGGCUACACUGUGUUUCCCGACUGGCUCACCACAGCAAGUCACGACUGGUGGAAAAAUGAAAUCGUCACCUACUACCAGAACCUACCCAUUGAUGGAAUUUGGAUAGAUAUGAGUGAGGUAUCAUCAUUUUGCGUGGGCAGCUGUGGUACAGGCAACUUGACCCUUAAUCCUGUGCAUCCACCUUUCAAACUUCCAGGGGAACCUGGAAACAUCAUCUAUGGCUAUCCUGAAGGCUUCAACCUGACCAAUGCAACCGAGGCUGCAUCUGCUUCUUCCGCUUCUCAGGCUCAAGAAGAAGCCACGGCGACGGCAUCGAGUUCGUCCGCCAGUGAGAGCGCUUCCUCAACAAGUUAUCUCCGAACCACUCCCACCCCCGGUCUCCGAGACGUCAAUCAUCCACCGUAUGUCAUCAAUCAUGUUCAAGGUGAUCUCGCUGUUCACGCUGUAUCCCCCAAUGCAACUCACAACAAUGGGAUUUUGGACUAUGACGUGCACAAUCUCUUUGGCCAUCAAAUCCUACAAUCGACCUACACUGCUUUGCAGGCGGCCAUUCCUGGCAAAAGACCUUUCAUCAUCGGACGGUCGACCUUUCCCGGAUCGGGAACCGUUGCUGGUCACUGGGGUGGAGACAACGAGUCGAAAUUCUACUAUAUGUACUUUUCGAUUCCUCAAGCAUUGAGCUUCUCGCUUUUUGGCAUCCCAAUGUUUGGUGUCGACACAUGUGGCUUCAACGGCAACAGCGACGAAGAACUAUGCAAUCGUUGGAUGCAACUAUCGGCAUUCUUCCCCUUCUAUCGCAACCACAACGUCCUCUCGGCCAACCCUCAAGAGGCCUACGUCUGGGAAUCCGUGGCUGAAGCGACGCAGAAAGCCAUGGCCGUCCGAUUUCAACUCCUACCUUAUCUAUACACGCUCUUUUAUCAGGCACACACCAACGGUGACACAGUCAUGCGAGCUUUGGCCUGGGAAUUUCCACACGACCCUAGCCUUGCCAAUGCAGACCGUCAAUUCUUCCUAGGCCGCUCCAUCCUCGUCACGCCAGUUCUGACUCAAGGCGCAACCAGUGUCAAUGGAGUCUUCCCAGGCCUCGUCGAGCAGACUGACACAUAUUAUGACUGGUACAACAAAACCCCAAUCGCAGCGCCCGAGGCCAAGAACACCACGAUUUCCGCUCCCCUUGGCCAUAUCCCCGUCUAUAUCCGCGGUGGAAGCGUACUAGCCAUUCAAGGCGUGGCACUGACCACAAAGGAGGCACGUUCUUCUCCAUGGUCGGUGCUUGUGGCGCCCGGCAUUGACGGCGCUGCUGAGGGAACCUUGUAUCUUGAUGACGGUGAGUCGUUGGAACCCAACGCCACCAAAUUUAUCACCUUCACGGCCGCGAAUCCGACUUCCCUCGAUGUCACCGUCUCUGGCGGGUACACUGGUCUUGACCUACCGUUGAGUAAUGUCACAUUCCUGGGUGUCCAGAGCGAGCUAGGCCAAGGGACAUCUGUGAACAUUAACGGUCAGAAUGUGUCAUCGGCAUCGAUCUCUUACGACUCUGACGCGAAGACACUGGUGGUCUCGGACCUGGACCAGAUAUUGGGUGGGAACGCAUGGGCCAGCGAUUGGACUUUGUCUUUGGGUUGAGAUACGUAGCUGGAGAGCAGAGUGGAGGAACUCAGCACACACAAACAAGUAGGUAUGGGAGAUCUCGGGGCAUAAUAGCUAGGCAUCAAAUCGUCAUGGUCAUAUCAGCUCAACCAUUUAUUUACCGUACAUUCCAUCUAUAAGAGACGUCGAGCGGGCGGGGAUUGAAGCAGUAUGUGAGAAGACGAUGCCAUAUCGAUGCCCGGGGAAUCCGGGGGUUGCACACCGGCGUACAGGCAAACAUACAGGCAAGACGUGGGAUUCAAAAUUGAUCUACAACAGGCGGGAGUUUCCACUACUCAGGUACCCCGAGGAUUUGAAUAGGCCGAAGAACUUCUUUCUGGUCCUGGUGCCCAGACAACACGAUUAAUAAAGGGAACGAUGAAUGUCACGUGUGGUAGCGUGGGGUGUCACAUGACUGUUCUGAUACAUUCACA